Messenger RNA from Vicugna pacos (alpaca), 783 nucleotides. NCBI's taxonomy places the organism in Eukaryota, Metazoa, Chordata, Mammalia, Artiodactyla, Camelidae. The record is from RefSeq and is a predicted model, not a curated record.
AUGUGGUGCAUCCAAUUUGAAGGCACUGUGUUGGAAAAACAGAAAUCCCAACCCAUGAUGCAGUCUACCAGAAGGCCCCGGGGGCGGCGCCUGGCCAACGCCACCUCCCCCGGAGGAACCACCAGCAGCCGGGGGAGCGCCCCUCUCGCGGGCCGCACGCCCCUCCUUCUUACCACACCUACCUGGCACCUCCCCAGCCCUCCUCCUCCAGGCAGUUCCUCACACUGGGAGACGGACACACAUAUAUCCUACCAAAAGCGCCGGCUUCUCCUCCGGCUUCCCACACCACUGAGGACGCUGGGGUCCCCGGCUCCGGCGGGGCGGCGGCGCCGAGUGCCGGACACACCGUCCCGCAGAGGCGCACCAGCCAGGAGUCCGGACGGCCCCCGCAGCCGCAGAAGGCACCGGCACCGAGGUGAGAGCCAAGACCCGCUGCACUUCCGCUCACGGGGAUCCAGAGAACACAGCCCGCAGCGCCGCGGAGCCCUGGAAGCCCACCGCAAGUCCAGUCACCCUCGGCGCCCGGAGAUGACGUCACGGGACCCCACGUGGCCCGCACUCCGCCCUCGGAGUUCGGCCCCACCCCGCGAAGAGGCUGGAGCCGCGCUUGAGCAUGCGCGAACGGGGCGAGAGCGUGAAUAGGAGAGCCACAACAGGAAUUAGUAGCCGCAUUUAACAGAAGACUGAAAUACCUGAAUACUGGAGCCCUCCCAUCCAUCCAAUUGUGCAUACCGUUAUCUUCCUGUUGGUGAAAGUAACAAUUAAUAAACUUACUCCUGAAGA